Molecule: messenger RNA, 546 nt
Organism: Micromonas pusilla CCMP1545
Lineage: Eukaryota; Viridiplantae; Chlorophyta; Mamiellophyceae; Mamiellales; Mamiellaceae
Exons: 2
Coding region: 1-546 (181 amino acids)
Biological process (GO): termination of RNA polymerase II transcription
Cellular component (GO): nucleus; mRNA cleavage and polyadenylation specificity factor complex
Molecular function (GO): RNA polymerase II CTD heptapeptide repeat phosphatase activity
Source: RefSeq, a predicted model, not a curated record
AUGGUGUGCGCGGCGAACAUGAACCGAUCGAUGGAGGCGCACCGCGUCCUCCUCGAGCGCGGCCUCGACGUCAAGUCCUACGGCGCGGGGAACCACGUCAAGCUCCCGGGGGCGUCGCGCGACAACCCGAACGUUUUCAGCUUCGGCGUGGAGUCGUACCAGCAGAUCUACGACGCGCUCAUGGAGCAAGGCGCGAACGGGCUCAAGGAUAUGCUCGAGCGAAACAUGAAGAUCAAGCCGCGGCCGCAGCGGUGGCAGGACGAGCCGAUAGAGGUGGACGUCGUGAUCUGCUUCGAAGAGCGCGUGUUCGAUAACGUCGUGGAGGACGUUCGGGGGCGGGGCGGCGGCGGCGGUGAGCCGCUCCUCGUGAUCAACUUGGACGUCGUGGACUCGCACGAGGAGGCGCUCAAGGCGGGGCCGCGCGCGUUGAAGCUGUGCGCGCUCAUCGACGAGAGCGAAGACUGGGAGUGCGAGUGCGACGAGAUCAUGGAUACGUUCCAAGCGGAGGAAGGACGACGGCCGAUAUACUCGAUAUGCUACCACUGA